CUGUCGAGAAUCGAUUACAGUAUCCACUGUACUGUUUACAAAUUGUUAUGAAAAACUAACCGAUUGACCAUUGUUUUCUGACAUUAAUAAAAUCGGCGUGGAUGUACGCGGUUACGCGCGCGUUAAUGCGUCUCGAUCCCGAUCGAGGAGCGAAAUAAAUCAAGUAUAGUCUUGCUCGCGGUUAUCUCGGAUCUUCGAGUUAUGGAAAUAACCUGCCGACGACGUGAUGAUAACGGUUGUUCGGUCGACGCGCGCACUGACGGAACACCUUGUGACCCCGACUCUGGUUUGGAUUUUCGCGCUAGAUCGCUGGUGCUGAGACCGUCCUGCGAAAGUGUCGGAGAACCUGCAAUGUUUCACGCGUCGUAGACGAUCGCAACAUGUUCGUGACGAACCUAGAGAAGGAUUUUUACGGUGUGAUACAAAAAAGCAGAUGUUUACUUCUGGUGAAUUUUGACAUUGAUGCGAUCUGUGCCUGUAGAAUAUUACAACAACUUUUUAAAAAUGAUCACAUAAUAUAUACUCUUGUACCUGUCCGAGGUAUUCAGGAUAUGAUAAAUGCCUUUGAUGAAAAUUGUGAAGAGAUAAAAAAUGUUGUAAUGAUAAACUGUGGUGGUACACUAGAUUUAGUGGAAUUACUUCGACCAGAUGAAUCUAUAGUAUUUUUUAUUCUCGACAGUCAUAGGCCUUACGAUUUAUGCAAUAUAUAUUCAGAAAGUCAAAUAUGUGUUCUUGGUAAACCUGAUGAAGAUGAUGAAAUUCCAGAAUAUAAUGAUAUAUUCCGAGAUGAUAGCUCAGAUGAGGAGGAUGUGAAUGAAGAAUCAGACAAUGAAAAUGAAAGUAAGCAAAGUAAAAGACGAAGAUUGAAUGAAGAAGAUAUUUUAAGACGAAGCGAACGAAGGAAAUGGGUUGAAAAUAGGGCGACAAUUCUUUUUAAUUAUUUGCAAUACAGUUAUUAUGGCAAAUCAAGUGCGAUAGUGGUAUUUGAGAUGGCUUGGAAUAUGUCAAAAGAUAAUUUAGAUAUGGCAUGGUGGGCCAUAGUUGGUUCAACAGAACAAUCCAUUCUUAGUAAGGUAGAAUCACGAAUAGCCGUUCUCGAAGAAGGUAAUCUUCAAGCCCAUGUUUCGAGGUUAACACACAGACAAGGUGUUGAUAUUGAUAAGCAACAACAACAGCACAGUAUUGUUAAAGUUACUUAUGACAAAGAUUUGCAACUAGCUUUAUAUCGUCAUUGGACUGUUGAAGCUAGCUUAAAAUAUUCAAUGUCAACUGCAGUGUCGUUACGUCUUUGGUCCAUUAGAGGCGAACAACGUUUGAAGGAAGUUUUAGCAGAAAUGGGUUUACCUCUAGUGCAAUCCAGACAAUUGUUUCGUGCAAUGGAUCUUACUUUUAGACAAGAAUUUAGGCAAAUGGUUGAAAAAUUAGCAGGGAAAUAUAAUGUCAAUAGCAUUAUUGGCACUAGUUUUACUCUUCAAUAUGGUUAUCGUUUUAAAUAUUGUGCUUCAGACAUGGUGUAUGCUAUGUUGGGUUUACUGGAUUCUACAACAAAGGAUAGACAACCACAGCGUUGCUUCUUAGAUGCGCUGGACUGUUUAUCGCGUACAAAAAAAGAUAUUUUAGAAAGCGGCAUAGAAAGAGCAAAGCUUAUGCUUCACAAUAUUUUUAAAACUGCGCAGAGUAUACUGGAAGCUAAGCAAGUAAAAAAUUUUGGUUCCUUUUUGUAUCUGAAUGUGCCAGAUGGGAAUAUAGACACUUAUUUAUUUGCACAUUCUCAUUCUUUAAUUAUGCUAGCUCAAUUUGCCCUCAAGGCGUAUGUAAAUUCUUCGAGAAACAGGCGUGCCUCUGAGUGGCCUCUUGUGGCCUCUGCAAUGUUUAGCGCGGAGGAAGGAUCAUGUCUUCUUGUUGGUAUACCACCAGUUUGCGAAGAUCAACCCAGGAGUUUAUUUGGAAAAGCAUUCGAGCAAGCUGCAAAAAAUAAAAAUUGUUACAUUGAAGCAGACUACUUUGAUAGUACAAUAAUAAGACUGAAAAUCGAGGAAAGACCCAAGUUUCUUGAUGCUCUGGCAGCACUCCUUGCAUAAUCAUUCUCAUUAUAUAUAAUCAUUAGAGACAAAUAUUACGGCAAUCACAUUAAUCAAAUUUUUAACUAACACGACUUAAAAUAAUUCAAUGCACUUUAUUAUUCAUGAC
Nylanderia fulva is the source of this 2190-nucleotide messenger RNA. RefSeq names its product cell division cycle protein 45 (gene Cdc45). Gene Ontology annotation, molecular function: chromatin binding; single-stranded DNA binding; DNA replication origin binding. NCBI's taxonomy places the organism in Eukaryota, Metazoa, Arthropoda, Insecta, Hymenoptera, Formicidae. Gene Ontology annotation, cellular component: DNA replication preinitiation complex. The record is from RefSeq and is a predicted model, not a curated record. Gene Ontology annotation, biological process: mitotic DNA replication preinitiation complex assembly; DNA replication initiation; double-strand break repair via break-induced replication.